AUGACUGAACAUCAGAGCGACCCCUCCUCAAGCGCAGAGAGACGAUACCGUCAAUACCAACCACCGGAUAACCGUGCAAGCAGCACCGACGAUGUUCCCCUGCAGCACUACAAAACGCGCGCGAUGCCUCUACAACAACAACUGGAGAGCAAUGAUGAUUCUCGAGAUGACAAUAUCUGUAUUGGCAGCAUUUUGCAGAGAUCUGCAACAGCCCGACGUCCAACAAACGAGAAACCUCUAGUUCAACUCAGUCAAUCGAAAUCAUUGAGAAGCACCAGCACAAGCACUGGUUUGAGUCGAAGAAAAAGGGACCCAGUGGCUCCACCUCUGCCUACGCCAGAAGAUGAAGAACUUCGAUUCGCUAUGCAGAGGGCCUGGGCAGUAUUGGAUAGCGACACUCAGGAAUCUAAAGAGGCUGCCAGUACAGCACCCACUACUGCUCCCUCUGAAGAUUAUAAAUCUUCAAAUAUGGUUAGUACAGGUCGUAUACAAACGGUACCAUUAAAAACCUUAACAACCAGAAUCUAUAUUGAUGAUGCCAACAAUCAUAAAGUCGUACAACUCAGCAAUCUUUUGACAACAGCGAUGGUUGUACAGUAUCUCAAAAAGAAGGGCUUGUUGGAUCACUCGGACGACUGGAGCUUGUUUGAGAUUGACAAUCAACAUGGCGUUGAAAGACCUCUUCGCGAAUGGGAAAUCGUACUGGAUGUUCUCAGUGUCUGGGAACCUGAUGCAAGCAAUGCCCUCCUAGUCAAGAAAUACUCAUAUCACUAUACUUUAACGUCAGAGAGCAUCUUGCAAAAAAAGAUCCCUCCAAUGCACGGAUGGUUAUCUAUUGAGUAUAAGAAGGGAAAAUGGCAAAAGAGAUACUGCUUUAUCAAGGACAAUGCAAUUCAUCACGCAAAGGAUAACAAGGGAUCUUCCUCAUCCAUUUUAUGUCACUUGGCUACAUAUGAUGUCUAUACACUGCUUCAACCAAUUAGAAUCAGCCCUUCGCCAUUUGUAUUCGCCAUUAGGGCUCAAGAUAGGUCAAGCAUUUUUGAAAAAGAGAGCGACUACAUGCGAUUCUUGGCAGUCGAAGAUCAAGAGGAUAUGAAGGAUUGGGUACUUAGUAUCCGAUGUACCAAGAGCAAUAUUCAUUAUCAGUACCACCCCAAUAGAGUGGCAUAUCCAUUGGCUCACAUCUCUCUAGAGAGUACCUUGGAUGAUUCUCAACAACCCACCACAACCGCUAAUCAUACUACUGCGCGUCGACACAAAUUCACCAGGGACUUGAAAUCAGACGACCACACCAAGCAUGCCGUCACUACUGCUCCUCCUUCUGUACCUAGUUUGCCUCGAAGCGAAUCCACUCGCCGUAUAGAACAAGAGGGUGCCAAACGUGCCUUGGGUAGAAGUGGAACUACACGUGGUGGUGCUGGCCAUACUCGAAAUCCCACAACUACUGCUAAAAAUAAUGCUGAUGUAGAAAAUAGCACCACCACCUCAACAACAACUCCAGCAGAUGGGCCCCUCAUUGAUUGUCUUGGCCCACCAACAUUCGCUAAAGGAUCGUUAUUGGCCAAAGAAGAAGAAGCAGAGCAAAUCCAGUACAGACAACAGCAACAGCAGCUACAGCAACAACAAGAACUCAUGCAAAGACAACAAACCCAGCAGCAGCAGCAGCAGCAGCAGCAACAACAGCAUGAAGAAUCCUCCACACUGAUCCAGAUUGAUGAUAGUAUCAAGUUUGCCAAAGGUUCCCUACUCGAUCAAAAGGAGAAUGGCAACGUCAAGAUGACUCGAUCCAAGAGUGUGCGAGAAGUGUCUAGUAAUCACAACUCUGAAGAAUCCUCCUCUCAUCGUCGCCAUGUUUCUCUGCGAAGAAAGCCCACGGGAGGUAAACGCCUACAACACCACGAUGUGCCACUACCCAAUAACGCAGCGAUUGCGUCUCUGCCUAUCUCUCCCCCACCAGCCAUACCGCCAUCUACCGCUUCGUCCAUGCUCAACAGCAAUCAUAACCAAAACCACACUACAUUGUUGCAACUGAACAACAAUCAAGAGCGAUCGCAUACGCGAGAAUUGCAUGCAAGACACGGCAAGCCAUUACUGAAUUUCGAUUCUCCCAAUACCACCUCUACCACAACCAGAAAAUAA
Messenger RNA from Mucor velutinosus, 2139 nucleotides. RefSeq lists its product as uncharacterized. The transcript is spliced from 7 exons. The coding region runs from base 1 to 2139 and encodes 712 amino acids. Lineage: Eukaryota; Fungi; Mucoromycota; Mucoromycetes; Mucorales; Mucoraceae. The record is from RefSeq and is a predicted model, not a curated record. Gene Ontology annotation, biological process: signal transduction.